Penicillium canariense is the source of this 1407-nucleotide messenger RNA. RefSeq lists its product as uncharacterized. The transcript has 2 exons. The coding region runs from base 1 to 1407 and encodes 468 amino acids. Lineage: Eukaryota; Fungi; Ascomycota; Eurotiomycetes; Eurotiales; Aspergillaceae. The record is from RefSeq and is a predicted model, not a curated record. Gene Ontology annotation, molecular function: O-methyltransferase activity.
AUGGCAACUACAAUGGCAGCAACGUUUCCGCUGGCAUCGAACGAAUCAAGCGUCAAGAUGGAUGCGCUCGUAGAGGAGAUUACCCAGAGUGUCCAGGCUCUCAAAGACUCCCGUCAACAGAGCAAGUCUGAGCCGGCGGAUGCUUCUGCCCCGCUCAAUGCAUCUCCGGAGCUUCAACAGCUGCGCCAGAGGCUAGUCGAGGCUAGCUGGCACCUUCAUCAGCAUGCCUUGGGGCCAGGAGAGUACAUUCUCUCCCUGAGCGUUGGUGUACACUACUGUGCCUGUUUGAAAUGGCUUUGCCGCUUCAAGGUGUUUAAUGGAGUUCCUUUGGAGGGCAACAUCGCCUAUGACAAGCUCGCCGCUGCCAUUUCCGCACCAGAGGGGGCCUUGAAGAGUGUUGCACGUAUGGCCAUGACCAGCGGCCUCUUCACCGAGCCCAUCCCUAACCACAUUGCGCAUUCACCUACCUCUGCCAUGAUUGCGUCAAAUCCGAAUUUGCUGCUUUGGUCUGAGUUCAUGACAGAGGUAGGCAUCCCCACUGCUUCAGCUUUCGCCGAUGCGACGCAGCGAUGGCCCGGAAGUCUUAGCAACACUGAGACGGCCUACAAUCUGGCCUUUGACACACCGUUGCCACUCUUUGAGCAUUUGAAGACACUUCCAACUCGCACUGAGCAGUUUGCUGGCUACAUGAAGAGCGUUACCAAUAGCGAGGGCACCAGCCUCAAGCACCUGGUGAGCGGCUACGACUGGGCGGCGCUCCCUCAGGACUCUGUUGUCGUGGAUGUUGGUGGAUCCACUGGCCAUGGUAGCAUCGCAAUCGCGGAGACAUUUCCCGAUCUGCGCUUUAUUGUCCAGGAUUUAGAGACCAAUGCCGAUGCGGGCCGCGAGUCAUUGGCUAAAGCGGAGAACGAGGCUCAGAAGGAUCUGGCCGAUCGCAUCACGUUCCAGGCACACGACUUCUUCCAGGAUCAGCCCAUUGUCGGCGCAGAUGUGUAUCUGCUGCGCAUGAUCAUUCAUGACUGGUCCGACGAUGACUCAGUCCGUAUCUUGAGCCGCAUCGUGAAGGCCAUGGAGCCCAACAAGACCAAGAGCACCUUGGUCAUUAUGGACUCGGUGCUGCCUCUGCCCGGCCAGCUGCCAGCCACACUGGAGAGACUCUUGCGUUUGCGAGACCUGACUAUGCGCCAGGUUUUCAACUCUAGAGAGCGUGCACCAGAGGAAUGGAGUGCACUGAUGGCACGGGUUGAUCCAAGCCUGAAGCUUGUCAGGACGGCUAAGCCGUUCGGGAGUGUUCUUUCAGUCAUGGAGUGGAAGCUUGAGGAUCCCGUCGCGCAGAUGACUAUGCCGUUGAAUGUAGAGGAACAAGUAGCCAAGGAAGAGAAGGUCACACCCGUAGCUGUGAGCUAG